Daldinia vernicosa is the source of this 1541-nucleotide messenger RNA. Its product is annotated as acyl-CoA N-acyltransferase. Lineage: Eukaryota; Fungi; Ascomycota; Sordariomycetes; Xylariales; Hypoxylaceae. Gene Ontology annotation, biological process: N-terminal peptidyl-methionine acetylation. Gene Ontology annotation, cellular component: NatC complex. Gene Ontology annotation, molecular function: protein-N-terminal amino-acid acetyltransferase activity. The record is from RefSeq and is a predicted model, not a curated record. The coding region runs from base 619 to 1164 and encodes 181 amino acids. The transcript has 2 exons.
GAAACAAUGGCAUUGAAACUGGUAACAUUUUUAACCAUUUUUGACGUCAGUACAUUAGAUAGUGGGUCCCCGCUACCAUGUGCUGCCUUCUUUCUUCAAGCAUCAACCAAUCAGCACUCUAGAACGGUAAGAAGGUUCAGAAGGUUUCAGGCCGUUGGCCAGUAGCGCUUUCGGGGUUUUGGUCUUCUGGUACCACUGCAUGACAAGCAUGGAUUACAUUUAAACUCCAUCUAAACUCAAACCGGGCGGCCCCGCGGAGCUAUUCCCAUCCUAGAGAGCUCGAAGGACCCCCGUUGUAACCCAGUACGUGAAAACAAUUCUUUUUUAGCUUGCAUGUGAAAGCGGGCCGUCUUGUCUUGUCAUCUUUUGUCUCAAUCUAUUACUGUAACGGACCAUCUGUCCGUCUUAGUCAACUCGUGUGUUUCUAGUAUAUCAGCCAUCAUAAAGCCCCCCCCGGUUUCUCAGCGGCGCGCCUCUUAGAACUUACCUUCGACUCCAUUCCGCUAUUGACCCUGUGCAUACCAAGUUUACAAGCCCGACGGACGAUACCGAUAGGCGCUUAACCCUCUUGGAUCUCUUGGUACCGACAGACCUUCGUACCCAGCCCGUAGAAAAGCUAUGGAAAUAGCUCGCGCAAAAGAGCUUCCGGGGGAGCUCUUAUAUAUACAAUACGAACAUGCACUAGAAGAAAAAUAUCUACCCGCUAUUCGGGCCUUGAUUUCGAAAGAUCUCAGCGAGCCCUACAGCAUAUAUGUUUACAGAUAUUUCUUGUACCAAUGGGCUCACUUGUGCUAUAUGGCACUUAAUCCCGUCGAUAAGUCUCUUAUGGGUGUCAUUAUCUGCAAACUCGAACACCAUGCCUCGCACUCACCCCCGACUCAUCGAGGUUAUAUAGCUAUGCUCGCGGUAUCGUCUGCCUUCAGGGGUCACGGCAUAGCCACGGCGUUAGUAAGAAUGGCGAUCGAUGCCAUGGCUGAGCGCCAUGCCGAUGAAAUUGUCUUAGAGACUGAAGAAACGAACAUACCAGCUAUGAGACUAUACGAGCGAUUAGGUUUCUUACGAUCGAAAAAGCUCCAUCGAUACUAUCUAAAUGGCAACAGCGCUUAUAGGCUUGUACUGCUCUUGAAGUCGGCAGACCUCGAACCUGGCCAGCAACCCGACUAGAGGCGGGAUGGAUUGCUUCGAUAUCUUCGCUUGAACUGGGGGUAUAUUCUGAACGGAACAUGACUAGUAUGUGGAACGUACGUAUUCUUGAUAGCGUUUCGGACUAUCAGCAAUAUAUUCAGUCGAUGGAUGACUACGAAGGAGUAGGACAUGCGAAUAAGGCGCCGCAAGACCGGGCUGUGGAAUUUUGGAUGACAUUAGCAUGGAAGGUCAAUGCAUUGGUGGCGUUAAAUGGAUAGGUAGUAAGUAAGCAUUAGGGUCCUAUUUGGGUCACAUUCAGAUUAGUACUUGUCCUUCUCAAAGUCUCUGAUUAUGCAUGAAGCGAGCUUUCGAUGGCAAAGGGUAUCUAGACGAAUUCAACUAUUUUCCGUGAGAAC